Perkinsus marinus ATCC 50983 is the source of this 684-nucleotide messenger RNA. RefSeq lists its product as hypothetical. The transcript is spliced from 6 exons. The record is from RefSeq and is a predicted model, not a curated record. Bases 1 to 684 code for a protein of 227 amino acids. Lineage: Eukaryota; Perkinsozoa; Perkinsida; Perkinsidae.
AUGGACAGCAUCAAUUGGGAUCUGGGUCGACACCUUAGUCGUCUGGAAGAGUACAUACAGCAAGGUGCUGAGCAGUUGUCUCAAGACGACUGGUAUGAAGUCUUCCUAUUCUUCUCUAUGUGGGAUACAGAUGCAUGGUGCUCUCCCUUGGGUCGGGACUUACAGCUGGCUCGUACCCAUCCCGCGCUGCUGGACUACGGCACUGCAGUCCGCGACUUGUCCUCGACGAUCGAGUUGCGGUUACACUGCAUGUAUGUUAACUAUUUCUGCACGAGUCAGGAGAAAGACCGAGUUCUUGAGGAUUUGAAACUGAUCCUUGAGGCGACGCGACAGUUGAGAGAGAGCCAGAAACUCUCGACUAUACUCCAGGUGGGCCGAGCCCUCAAGAGUGACGGAGGUGAACGAGGUGCUGCUGCCCAAGGAUUGAAGUUAUCAGUUGUAUUCGACCUUGUGAACAUCGAGGGAGAAAACGUGUCUUUGAUCGAAUACCUAGUCCAACAGCUGCGGGAUCGGCGACCAUCGUUGCUACAGUUCGAGGACGAGCUCAACAAGGCAACGGCUGAUGCCAUCGACGUGUGGUACAGCGAGGUAUCAGAGGAGUGGGGGCCUGAUGGCAUCGAUGAUAACGAGGAUGCUACUGAGGAGGAGUCUUCUGGAAUGGAAAGCAGUGGUCUUGACGCGUGA